This is a messenger RNA of Lagopus muta (rock ptarmigan), 7194 nucleotides long. RefSeq names its product membrane associated guanylate kinase, WW and PDZ domain containing 2 (gene MAGI2). The record is from RefSeq and is a predicted model, not a curated record. NCBI's taxonomy places the organism in Eukaryota, Metazoa, Chordata, Aves, Galliformes, Phasianidae. Gene Ontology annotation, cellular component: cytoplasm; dendrite. The transcript is spliced from 22 exons. Gene Ontology annotation, biological process: signal transduction; receptor clustering. Gene Ontology annotation, molecular function: type II activin receptor binding; signaling receptor complex adaptor activity; beta-1 adrenergic receptor binding. The coding region runs from base 284 to 4948 and encodes 1554 amino acids.
CGCUGCCAGUUUCUCUACAACUAGUACAUCCACACGCAGGGUCCCAGCUGCCGCGGCUGCCAUGGAUAUCAGCUAAAGCGCCGGCGGCCGCUCGAACUGGGCAGAGAGGCUCUCCCCGUCCCCGCUCCGUCGCCCCGCGGGGCCGCGGCGCCCGCUCCCCUCGCCGGCCGCAGCCCCGAGCCUGCCCCGAGCGUGCCCCAGAGGAGCCCCGGGGGAGGGGGGCAGAGAGAGGGAGGAGAGAGCGGCAAGCAGAGCGGGAGUCGGGCAGAGCAUCCCCACGGCAAUGUCCAAGGGCUUGAAGAAGAAAAGCCACUGGACGAGCCGAGUCCACGAGAUCGUGAUCGUGCGGAACCCGGAGGGGCAGCUGGGCUUCGAGCUGAAAGGGGGCGCCGAGAACGGGCAGUUCCCGUACCUGGGCGAGGUGAAGCCCGGCAAGGUGGCCUAUGAGGGCGGCAGCAAGUUGGUGCCGGAGGAGCUGCUGCUGGAGGUGAACGAGACCCCCGUGGCCGGGCUCACCAUCAGGGAUGUGCUGGCCGUGAUCAAGCACUGCAAGGACCCGAUCCGCCUCAAGUGCGUCAAGCAAGGAGGCAUUGUCGAUAAGGACCUUCGUCACUACCUCAAUUUACGGUUCCAGAAAGGUUCGGUAGACCAUGAGCUCCAGCAGAUCAUAAGAGACAAUCUCUACCUCCGCACGGUGCCAUGCACCACAAGGCCACAUAAGGAGGGGGAGGUCCCUGGUGUGGACUAUAUUUUCAUCACUGUUGAAGAUUUUAUGGAAUUGGAGAAGAGUGGUGCUCUCUUAGAAAGUGGAACAUAUGAAGACAACUAUUACGGCACACCGAAGCCUCCAGCAGAACCAGCUCCAUUAUUGGUAAAUGUAACUGACCAGAUCCUUCCAGGUGCCACUCCUGGGGCUGAAGGCAAACGUAAGAGGAAUAAGUCUGUGAGCAAUAUGGAGAAGACAGGUAUUGAACCACCCGAGGAAGAAGAGGAAGAAAGACCUGUGGUCAAUGGAAAUGAUGUGACAGUAACACCAGAAUCAAGCGAACAUGAAGACAAGAGCACAGGUGUCUCAGGUGAAGUAUCUUCUACCCAACCGUGCCCUGCACCAGGAUAUACUCAGCCUGAAGAAGCAAAGGAGGAUAUGGAUGUAACAAAGCAAACAAAGCCUGAAGAGAAUGAUGACUUGGGCCCACUGCCUGAUAACUGGGAAAUGGCUUAUACAGAAAAAGGGGAAGUCUACUUUAUUGACCAUAACACAAAGACAACAUCAUGGCUGGAUCCACGACUUGCGAAAAAGGCUAAACCUCCAGAAGAGUGCAAAGAAAAUGAGCUUCCAUAUGGCUGGGAGAAAAUUGAUGAUCCCAUUUAUGGCACUUAUUAUGUUGACCACAUAAAUAGAAGAACACAAUUUGAAAACCCUGUGCUAGAAGCAAAAAGGAAACUACAGCAGCAUAACAUGCCCAACGCAGAACUUGGAACAAAGCCUAUGCAGGCCCAAGGUUUCCGAGAAAAACCACUCUUCACCCGUGAUGCAUCACAGCUGAAGGGGACUUUCCUCAGCACCACUCUUAAGAAAAGCAACAUGGGUUUUGGAUUUACCAUCAUUGGUGGGGAUGAGCCAGAUGAGUUUCUUCAGGUGAAGAGUGUAAUUCCUGAUGGGCCUGCAGCACAAGAUGGGAAAAUGGAAACAGGUGAUGUGAUUGUCUAUAUUAAUGAAGUUUGUGUCCUUGGACAUACUCACGCAGAUGUAGUCAAACUCUUCCAGUCUGUUCCUAUUGGUCAGAGUGUCAACUUGGUGCUAUGUCGUGGAUACCCUUUGCCCUUUGAUCCUGAAGAUCCUGCCAACAGCAUGGUGCCACCCCUUGCAGUAAUGGAGAGGCCUCCGGUAGUGGUAAAUGGAAGACAUAACUAUGAAACUUAUUUGGAAUACAUUUCUAGGACUUCUCAGUCUGUUCCAGACGUAACAGAUCGACCACCACACUCCUUGCACUCCAUUCCAGCAGAUAGUCAGCUUGAUAGCACAUUCCCACCACCUGCCCAUGAUGAUAAUGUAUCAAUGGCUUCUUCUGGGGCCACCCAAGCUGAACUUAUGACCUUAACCAUUGUGAAAGGGGCCCAGGGCUUUGGCUUCACUAUAGCAGACAGUCCUACAGGACAGAGGGUGAAGCAAAUUCUAGACAUUCAGGGAUGUCCUGGUUUGUGUGAAGGUGACCUCAUUGUUGAGAUCAACCAGCAGAAUGUACAGAACCUGAGCCAUGCAGAAGUAGUGGAUAUACUUAAGGAAUGUCCUGUUGGAAGUGAAACUUCUUUGAUUAUCCAUAGAGGAGGUUUCUUUUCUCCAUGGAAAACUCCAAAGCCUGUGAUGGAACGAUGGGAGAAUCAAGGCAGCCCUCAGACAAGCCUAUCCGCUCCAGCUCUGCCACAGAAUAUUCCCUACCCACCCACUCUUCACAAGAGUUCAUUUCCCGAUUCAACAGAGGCCUUUGAUCCACGGAAACCUGACCCAUAUGAGCUGUAUGAGAAAUCAAGAGCUAUUUAUGAAAGUAGGCGUCCCGAUUACAAGGAGUUGGAUGUUCACCUUCGGAGAAUGGAGUCUGGUUUUGGCUUCAGGAUCCUUGGAGGAGAUGAGCCUGGACAGCCUAUCCUCAUCGGAGCAGUAAUUGCAAUGGGCUCAGCAGACAGGGACGGUCGCCUCCAUCCCGGUGAUGAACUGGUGUAUGUGGAUGGGAUUCCAGUGGCCGGCAAAACCCACCGAUAUGUGAUUGAUCUUAUGCAUAAUGCUGCCCGAAACGGGCAGGUGAAUCUUACUGUGCGGAGAAAGGUGCUACCCACGGAGGCCUGCAGCCAGAAAGGGCCCCCUCCGCCUGCCGCGACGCCCCCCUGCAGCUCCCCAAGCACUAGGAAAAUGGCCAAUAACCAAGGAGAGCCAUGCCCAGAGAAUGGCAGAAGCCCAGGCUCUGUGUCCACGCACCACAGCUCUCCAAGAAGUGACUACGCGACUUACGCUAACAGCAAUCACGCUGUCUCCAGCAGCAACGCGACUCCUCCAGAGGGCUUCACGUCCCACAGCCUGCAAACCAGCGACGUGGUGAUCCACCGCAAGGAGAACGAAGGGUUCGGCUUUGUUAUCAUCAGCUCCCUGAACAGGCCCGAGUCAGGGUCCACAAUCACUGUACCCCAUAAAAUAGGGCGGAUAAUUGAUGGAAGUCCUGCUGAUCGCUGUGCAAAACUUAAAGUCGGAGACCGGAUCUUAGCUGUGAAUGGCCAGUCUAUCAUUAACAUGCCUCAUGCAGAUAUUGUGAAGCUAAUUAAAGAUGCAGGUCUCAGUGUAACACUUCGCAUCAUUCCUCAGGAGGAGUUGAACAGCCCAGCCUCAGCACCCAGCUCAGAGAAGCAGAGCCCCCUGGCCCAGCAACACAGCCCCUUGGCCCAGCAGCAGCAGCAGCAGCAGCAGCAGCAGCAGCAGCAGAGCCCUCUGGCCCAACAGCAGCAGCAGCAGCAGCAGCAGCAGCAGCAGCAGCAGAGCCCCCUGGCCCAGCAGCAAAGCCCCGUCACCCAGCACAGCCCCGUGGCACAGCCCACACUCCCACAGCCCCUGCAGCUGCAGGGACAUGAGAACAGUUAUAGGUCAGAAGUAAAAGCCAGACAGGAUGUGAAGCCUGAUAUCCGACAACCUCCAUUUACAGACUACAGGCAGUCUUCAACUGACUACCGCCAGCCUCCCCUGGACUACAGGCAUCCUCCUGUGAUGGAUUACCAGCAGCCACCACCCCUUGACUACAGGCAGCCACCCUUGCUGGACUACAGGCAGCACUCUCCCGACACCCGGCAGUACCCCCUGUCAGACUACAGACAGCCCCAGGACUUCGAUUAUUUCACCGUUGAUUUAGAGAAGGGAGCCAAAGGUUUUGGGUUUAGUAUUCGAGGAGGAAGGGAAUACAAAAUGGAUUUAUUUGUGCUGAGGUUAGCAGAAGAUGGACCAGCAAUAAGAAAUGGAAGGAUGAGGGUAGGGGAUCAAAUAAUUGAAAUCAAUGGAGAAAGCACAAGGGACAUGACACAUGCCAGAGCAAUAGAGCUAAUCAAGUCUGGUGGCAGGAGAGUGCGCCUGUUGUUGAAACGUGGAACAGGACAGGUCCCUGAAUAUGACGAGCCAAGCUCCUGGAGCGCUCCCGCUGCCACCUCCCCAGGUCUGCCGGAAGUAGCUCUGUCCCUCGACGACAUAAUCUCACCAUUAUCCUCAUCACACAUAGCCCCACCCUCUGACCCUUCUCACCAGAUAAGCCCAGAACCAACAUGGGAUAUCAAGAGGGAACACGAUGGAAGGAAACCAAAGGAGCUUUCGGUGAAUGGCCACAAAAAGAAACGGUUAGGAGAGCAAAGAGAAAGGUCAGCAAGUCCUAAAAAGGCAGACAGGUCAAAGCACGACGAGCCUUCCUGGAAAGGAUAUUUGGAAGGCAAAAGUAAGGUGACAGAUGGUGGCAAGCUCACCUCGGAAAGCAGAGUGGUGGGACACAGCGUUAUGAUGGAGGCUGGCGCGAGAGAGCACGUGUGUGCUGGAAGCAGUGAUGAACAGUUUGGGAGGCUGAAGAAGCCGGAAAGCAAGAGGGGAGGAUCUCUUAGCAAAAGAGAAGAUCACAGAUCCACAAAUACCAGUGAGAAGAAGUCAGCUGCAGCACCUGACCAUGCCAAGCUUGAUGCAGGUGCUACCAAGACAUACAGUGGCAAUCGCUGCAGCUCGCCUGGAAGCGAUAUGGAUCACAGCCAGAGGGAUCCUGAUGGGAAACCCAGCGAGUUCCCCAGGAAGGGACAUCUCCACCCCAUUAGCACUCGCAGCACCAACACUACAGUUCGGAAGGCAACGGUCUCCCCGGGGCCAUGGAAAAUCCCCGGCUCAGAUAAGCUACCUGGCGUCCUGAAGUCUGGUACUUCUGCCAUGAGCAGAUAAGCACGGGACUGUUGCCCUCUAACUGUCUCAAACUGACGCAGAACAUUCUUCUUAGUUGUUGUCUCACGUUGAUUUAUUUUAAUUUAUUUUAACUAUCACACAUAUACACAAAGCAUUGAGGGAUGAAAACAUUAGUGUGUAAUUCCAUGACAAUGUGCACAGUAUCUAAUAAAUUCAAAAGCAUAUAGUCAACACGGAGAUUUGAAAUUGACCCUAAAGUCCCAGUUCCAUUUUAGGGACUUUGGCAGCUAUGGAAGAAACCAAAACAAAUGAAGGACAGUACAACAGAGAAGGAUAGUGCAGUGUAGCUUUAGCAUAUUUUUCCACUGCAUGAAGGACUUGGAUUUCAUUCAAACUUUAUAUCAAGAAACUGGAACAAGUUAGAGCAAUCGCAAACUGGAACAUCGCCUUAAAUAAAACUGCACGGAGCAAGCUGAAACUGAGAGAGAAUCUUUUCACGGAGCUAAAAUGUUGUAAAUAAAUUGUUCUUGACAUAUCUAGACAGGGGUUAAAGGGUUUCUUUGAAGCAUUUGGAACUGUACGCCCAUGACACGUCUCCACUGUCACCACUUUGGGAUAGUCCACGUGACACCCUGUAGCACAGUUCACUGGACGCUACAGGAGGAGUUGGGAAUCUAGUGGAUUAGUUUCUGUGAUACCAUUUCUACUGCCAUUUUUGUGAACCAACCAUGUUUCUGUACAUUGGAAAGGAGUUAGGGUGGAGUUGUAUUUGCAAAUAAUUCUCCAAAGCAAUUUACUACAGGUUCCCCAAUUCCUGCAGAGUAGCACACAAGCCAGUUGGCCAGGCUCAAAACUCCAAUAUCCCCAAGGCCCUUGCAAUGAAAGGAAGAUUGCUACAGAGAAAAAGCUGCAGUUUCCUUAAGGAAAGGCCUUUCCCUCCUGCAGAAAAUGAUAGUUUCACUCAUCAACAGUGCUAUGUUUCAUACCUACCCCCAUUUCGUUAGGAUGCUCUCACCUUCCAUUCCCUCGCUUUGGCAGAGCAGGUGUCUUUGAGGCACGUAACAGUAAUUGACAGAAAUACACUUUUUGGUGCCCUCAAUCUGUAAAUUCGAUAUAUUUCCAUUUUAAAAAUGGUUUACAUUUUAUCAUUUCUUCCCUACCUCCAUUUUUUUUCUUUUUAUUUUAGUCUUUCUUGCUUGUCUGUUUUGAAUUUCAAGCCUUAAGUGCCAGGUAAACAUUCCAGUCUGCCUUCACAGGAGAUAAGUCUAAGUUCAGUCAGUCAGUCACUAUCUUGGUUCAAAUAGAUGCGUGUGUGUACGUAUAAGUGUGCAUAUGCUUAUUUGUCUGUCAAAAUUAAAAUGAAAUAAAGAAAUCCUGGGCAAUAAUAUAUUGGUAAUUAAAAAAAAAUCACGUAGUCAGAAACUCAAAAAGUUUGUUCUCAAGCAGUCGUAGUUCCUCACAUGCUCUGCUGAAACAUUAGAUUAAGAUUGGCUUUGUUCCAAGAAAUCAGCACAUGGCUGUAUGUCUCAAACAUUGCACUGGACUGAGAGAUCUAUAGGCAUGUUUCUUCCUGUCCCAUUAUUUGAAAAGCCUCAAGUAAAGGAUUUUGCAGCUUUCAAAUAAUUAUUUUCUUUUUUCUUUUUCUUUUUUAUUUCUUUUUUUUUUUUUUUUUUUUUUUUUUUUUUUGGAAAAAGAAAUUCCAUGUAUAAUUUCUGAAAAAGCACAAGUCCACGUAGCUGUUUAUAAAACUAUUAUUUAAUGAAAAAAGAAGAAAAAAAAAAAAAAACAGAAAAAAAAACAACAAAUCUUUAUCCCCUGAACUAGAAUCCAAUAUAAUUCCAAUAUAAUUUGCCAUUAAUUUAUUGAAUCUGAUUUUGGACAAUGCUUCUGUAGUGUAGAUGCAUGUCCCAGUAUCUUAUUUUUAUGUAUAAAGAAAGCAAACAAUGAAAUCUGAAAAAACAGUGGAGAUUAUGCUUGCAUAAACUCUAAUUUGCACAGUUCACAGCUACUCCUUGUGCAGUAAUUGCUUUAUGCGGCUGUAAUCGAUAACCUGUGAAGACAGCACAUCAUCUAAACCCCAUUCCAAAUAAUAUUUCUGUGUAGUGUUAGCUGUGAAUUUACCCUGUACAGCUCUAUCUCUAUAAAUAUAAUUCCAUGUAUUAAUAGUCACAGAAAGGCUGUAAGUGAGCAACUAUUUUUAUGAAACGCACCACUAUGGAUAAAUUAACUUUUACAGAAAUCUUGUUUACUGUAUGAUAUUCUAAACCACUGUCAAAUAAAAUAUA